Molecule: messenger RNA, 2127 nt
Organism: Colletotrichum higginsianum IMI 349063
Lineage: Eukaryota; Fungi; Ascomycota; Sordariomycetes; Glomerellales; Glomerellaceae
Product: VHS domain-containing protein
Exons: 5
Coding region: 1-2127 (708 amino acids)
Biological process (GO): protein targeting to vacuole; protein transport to vacuole involved in ubiquitin-dependent protein catabolic process via the multivesicular body sorting pathway
Cellular component (GO): ESCRT-0 complex
Molecular function (GO): phosphatidylinositol-3-phosphate binding; ubiquitin binding; metal ion binding
Source: RefSeq, a predicted model, not a curated record
AUGAUGGGCUGGUGGUCCAGCUCGGCCAACUCGGCCCUGGACGAGCAAAUUGAGAAAGCAACUAGCAGCAGCUUGGAGGAUAUCGCCCUGAAUCUCGAGAUCUCUGAUGUCAUCAGGUCAAAGACCGUCCAGCCCAAGGAGGCCAUGCGCUCUCUAAAGAGGCGCAUCGGCAACAAGAACCCAAACACCCAGCUGAGCGCCUUGAACCUCACCGAUACAUGUGUCAAGAAUGGAGGCACUCACUUCCUCGCCGAAAUCGCCUCGAGAGAGUUCAUGGACAACCUUACCUCGCUCCUCCAAGCCGUCGGACCCGCUGCCGUCAACCACGAAGUGAAGCAAAAGAUACUCGAGCUGAUACAGUCCUGGGCUGCCGCUACCGAGGGCCGCCACGACUUGGGAUACAUCGGAGAAGUCUACAAGACGCUGCAGAGAGAAGGCCACCAGUUCCCUCCCAAAAUCACUGUCGCCAGCAGCAUGAUCGACAGCAGCGCUCCUCCCGAAUGGGUUGAUUCAGAUGUGUGCAUGCGAUGCCGAACCGCCUUUACUUUCACGAACCGAAAGCACCACUGCCGAAACUGCGGUAACUGCUUCGAUCAACAAUGUUCGGCUAAAUCUUGCCCCCUCCCGCACCUCGGCAUCAUGCAGCCUGUCCGUGUCGACGAUGGCUGCUAUGCGAAGCUCACGGACAAGUCUGCCAAGGCAGGCGCGCCCUCGCCCCUGCCGCAAGAUCGAUCUCCGACAUACCCUUACAAGACCCGAAGCACAUCCGCUAUGCAGCCGCGUAACGCUCGUGUUGACGACGCCUUCGACGAGGACCUGAAGAAGGCCCUGGCUAUGAGCUUGGAGGAGGUCAAGGGCUACUCUCAGGGCUACGUUGCACCUACCGCCAACGGCCCAUCGGGCCCCAAGGCCAACAGCAACUCCGAACCCGCAGCACCCCAUGGUACAGACGAGGAGGACGAUGACCUCAAGGCUGCGAUUGCCGCUUCGCUGGCCGAUAUGGAGGAGCAGAAGCAAAGGCACACGACGGCUUUGAAGGAACAGACCUCAAGCGCUGGUCCAAACCCGACACAGCAGUUCUCCUUGCCAAAAAACGAUUAUGAACUCACUCCAGUUGAGGCCGAAAACAUUAACCUCUUUGCCACUCUCGUCGACCGCCUGCAGACGCAACCCCCUGGCACGAUUCUGCGUGAGCCCCAGAUUCAGGAACUUUACGACAGUAUUGGCACGCUGCGGCCAAAGCUUGCGCGCACCUACGGCGAGACCAUGAGCAAACACGACACGCUUCUUGACCUCCAUGCCAAGCUCUCUACUGUGGUCCGCUACUACGACAGAAUGCUGGAGGAGCGUCUCUCCAAGGCAUACAGCCAGCACGCCGUCGGGGGUUACAACCUUCCUAACCCUCGCAGUGCAUACCCCUCUCUUCACGCGAGCGCGCCCAACAGCGCUGGCCCUGCCGAAAACUUUUAUACCGGCUCACAACAAGUCGACUACGGCCACGCACCGCCACCUCAAGCAUACCAUCAACAUUCACAACAUACACCCCAGCCCCCAUAUGCGACUUUCGACAAGCGCGCCUCCAUGGCUGGUCCUCCUGGAGGUACUUAUCCUCCCCAGGAGCCCCAACGGACAGAUAGCUGGAGGGUCGCAGCUGCUGCCGCCCCUGACGGACAGUAUGCGCCGCAGCAGCCGUAUGCUCCCAACGAGCCACCUCAGCCAGCCCAUCAGAACCAGCCUGGCCAACCUGCUGGAACACCUUCGACUGAUCCUAACGCUUCGUAUUACUUCAAUCCUCAACAACCUAGCGCACCCCCUUCCGCUCCGCCCUCUGCAGACCCUAACCCAUCCCCCUACCCAAAUCUUCAACAGUCAAUGCAAUAUCAACAGUCCGCGCCUCACCAGCAAACACCCGUUCAAGCACCUGCACAGCCAGCGCAGCCAGCACAGCAACAAGCCCCGCCACAGCAACAAAGCUACUGGCAGCCGUCGGUGCCGCAGCAAUCGGCACAUCCCCAACAGCAAUGGCAGGGCCAAUACAAUAACGGAUAUACCCAGGAGUCGUUUCCGUCUGCACCUCAGAACGCACCCAAGCAGCCGGCAGUGGAAGAAAGUCUCAUUGAUCUCUGA